AGCUUGGUAUUGAGCUACUAGCUAACAUCCUUGAGUCAAAGUCUGAUCACAUCGAUAUUUGCUUGUCCGUAACGUUAGCUGACUGUCCCUGCAUCAUGUUUCGAGCCGCCGUCCGACUUUCAGUAUCCGGUGCCCGGAGUUUGACACGGCCACAGCUCGGACGUACAGCUCCCCUGGCCCAGAGGUGUUACUCCCAUGGUGGGAAGCUGGAAUCGGACGAGGAGUUUGAUGCCCGCUGGGUAACCUAUUUUAACAAGGCAGAUAUUGAUGCAUGGGAGCUGAGGAAAGGGAUGAACACGCUGAUUGGAUACGACCUGGUGCCUGAGCCUAAGAUCCUGGAAGCAGCCCUCCGAGCCUGCCGCAGGUUAGAUGACCUGGCUAGUGCCAUGCGUAUCCUGGAGGCUGUCAAGGACAAAUCUGGCCCCCACAAAAAAAUCUACCCAUACUUAAUUCAGGAGCUCCGACCAACACUAGAUGAGCUUGGUAUCUCUACACCUGAAGAGCUUGGCAUGGACUAAGUAUAGAUUGUUUUCUCUGGGCUGCUGUUGUCUCUGGGACUCUCUGGGAACCUUGUACUUCGUCUUUGCCUCGUAUAAUGUGUGAUUAUUUAAUUUGGGCCUUUAUUAAGUUCUUAUGCUUGUAAAAUAUUGAUGAACCUAAUAAAGGGGGAAAAAAACUUU
This is a messenger RNA of Salvelinus fontinalis (brook trout), 680 nucleotides long. RefSeq names its product cytochrome c oxidase subunit 5A, mitochondrial-like. The record is from RefSeq and is a predicted model, not a curated record. The transcript is spliced from 5 exons. Lineage: Eukaryota; Metazoa; Chordata; Actinopteri; Salmoniformes; Salmonidae. Gene Ontology annotation, biological process: mitochondrial electron transport, cytochrome c to oxygen. Gene Ontology annotation, cellular component: mitochondrial inner membrane. Bases 96 to 518 code for a protein of 140 amino acids.